AUGGAGAAUGUGAGGAGCAAGGGAAAGCAGCUCGAGGAGGGUGAGGAGCAAGGGAAAGCAGAUCUAGAAGGUGAGGCCCAAGAGAAGGAGGAUUUGGAAGGUGAGGAGCAAGGGAAAGUGGAUCUGGAAAAUGAGGAGCAAGGAAAAGCGGAUCUAGAAGGUGAGGAGCAAAGGAAGGUGGGUGGAGAAGGUGAGGAGCAAGGGAAAGCGGAUCUAGAAGGUGAGGCC
Galeopterus variegatus (Sunda flying lemur) is the source of this 228-nucleotide messenger RNA. RefSeq names its product coiled-coil domain containing 168 (gene LRTM3). The transcript is spliced from 2 exons. The annotation marks the transcript as partial. The record is from RefSeq and is a predicted model, not a curated record. NCBI's taxonomy places the organism in Eukaryota, Metazoa, Chordata, Mammalia, Dermoptera, Cynocephalidae.